Columba livia (rock pigeon) is the source of this 2220-nucleotide messenger RNA. RefSeq names its product zinc finger protein 777-like. The transcript is spliced from 5 exons. The record is from RefSeq and is a predicted model, not a curated record. NCBI's taxonomy places the organism in Eukaryota, Metazoa, Chordata, Aves, Columbiformes, Columbidae. Gene Ontology annotation, biological process: regulation of transcription by RNA polymerase II. Gene Ontology annotation, molecular function: DNA-binding transcription factor activity, RNA polymerase II-specific; RNA polymerase II cis-regulatory region sequence-specific DNA binding. The coding region runs from base 89 to 1759 and encodes 556 amino acids.
UCCGGGGCGGGGCGGGCGCGGGGCGGUGCGGCGGGCGGGCCGGCAGGGGGCGGUGCGGCGGGAGGCGGCGGCGGCGGCGCGCGCGGCCAUGUCCCGCUGGGCCCCCGCUCAGGAGCCCGAGUGGGCGCCCGAGCCCUGGCAGCCGCUCCCGCACGGCCCCGACGGGGACAAGGCGCCCGCGGCCACCGAGAUCUCGCUGUGGACCGUGGUGGCCGCGGUGCAGGCGGUGGAGAGGAAGGUGGAGUCGCAGGCCCUGAGGCUGCUGAGCCUGGAGGGCAGAGCGGAGACGGCCGAGCAGAAGGUGUCGGGGCUGGAGAAGGCGGUGCUGGAGUUCGGCAGCCGGCUGGAGCGGCGCUGGGCAGCGCUGGCCGCGCUGCUGCAGGACAACGCGCGCCGCCUGGACACCGUCGAGCGGCAGCUCCAGCACCGCGGCUGCUGGGGGCCCGGCACCGGGGAUGGGCACAAGGUGCCAGCGGCGUGCGAGGGCGACGCGGCCGGCCUGCCGGAGCAGGCGUGGGGCAGCUCGGACAGCCGGCACAAGGAGCUCUACCAGGUGGAGGUGAAGGGCAGUUACGAGGUCUCGCUUGGGCCCGGGGACAGCGGCUCCAAGCCUGCUCUGCUGCCGCCCGGGGACGGGGACGGGGAGGAUCCGGGUGCCGGGACGCACGGGCUGCUGGAGACGGGAGCGGUGCCGGGGCAGCUCGGUGACGGUGAGAUCGUGAUCAAGACGGAAGAGCCGCAGCCGCAGGAGGAGGGAUCUGAGCUCCUGGCUCUGCCGCAGGCGCCCUCGGGGAGGCCGGAGGAGGCUCCGCCGAGCCAGGAGCAGCCGGUGCCCUGGGACGGCCGCGCUGCCCUGGACGAGCAGAAGGCAGCAGGAGAGGCCUUCGGGGAGUUCUGCAAACACACGGCUGCCCAGCCUGAGUUUAAGCCCGUGGUGGUGCCGCUGGAAGCUCAUCCCGUCCCGGCCUUGCCCUUCCCCACAGAGCAAGUGCUGGGCGUGGGGACCGACCAGCCGUUCGUGCUGCCCCAGGGGACGCCCCCGCGAGAAGACGCCCCCGCGGAGGUGGCGUCGUUUCAGCCCGGCUCGGAGGAGCAGCAUCGUCCCUGCGCCGUGGGGGCCGAGCCCCGCGCGCCCCCGCCGGGCUGGAAGAGCGUCCGGCUGAAGCGCAACCUGCUGGCGCGGCAGCAGAGCCAGGCGAGGAAGAGCAACGGCUCCUUCAUCUGCACGGCGUGUGGGAAGAGCCUGGCGCACCACGCCGCGCUGCUGCGGCACCAGCGCCUGCACACGGGCGAGCGGCCCUUCCAGUGCCCGGCCUGCGGGAAGAGCUUCAACGAGAAGUCCAACCUCAACAAGCACUACCGCAUCCACACCGGGGAGCGGCCCUACCGCUGCCCCGCCUGCGGCAAGGGCUUCAUCCAGAAGCACCAUCUCCAGAAGCACCAGCGCAUCCACGGCGGGCAGCUGCGCGGCGGCUGGGCCGGCCGGCCCGCGCGGGCCAGCGCCGCCGGCGAGCGGCUCUACCGCUGCAUCGAGUGCGCCGAGAGCUUCCCGCAGAAAGCCUCGCUGGAGGAGCACCAGCGCCGGCACACCCAGCAGCGCCCCUUCCAGUGCAGCGGCUGCAGCAAGAGCUUCCGGCACCGGCAGUCUCUGAACCACCACCAGAAGGUCCACGCCGUUGCCAGCUCUCCUGCCGUCAGCUUGCCGAGCCACAACCAGGACACCAGCCCCUGCAAGGCUUUGACCCAGGAUAACCCGUAGCGAGGGCCAGAGGAGGGAGGGGACAGCGUUUCUCCGCAGAGGCGCAGCAGCCUGUGACACCGGGACACGCCAGGCAGCUGGUGUCACGACCGCUGCGGGGCUCGUGGCACCACCACAGGGCUCGUGGCAGCGCCGCGGGGCUCCGCGCCGCCCGGGGCUCCGGGAGGAGCAGGAUGGAGGGACGCUGAUGUGCUGCGUGGGCAGGGAAACGCGCAGGGGUGAAGAGACCGGCCCAAGAGGCAGCGGAGAUCUGGAGUCUGGGGCUGGGCCGGCGGUGCCGCUGCCCCGUGGACGGGGAAUCGGCCGAGGAGCGGUGGUGCCGGGUACGGCGGGGCGGUUGAACUCAGGGUUAUUGACAGUGCCAGCGUGGAGGUGACGUGGGGCAUCGGCGGUGGCUGGGGGGCAGCCGGGGGCGUUGGAUGAGCUGGGAGGGCACUCGGAUAAAGGACUGGGCUGACGCG